AUGAUGAUGCGCAUUGGUGUGACUGUGCUGAACACAGACAAAAGUAUCCAAACCACAAAGGUUUACCUGGUAGCCAUUCCUGCAGUGAUCCAGGCAGGCUCAGAGGCCAAGCUUUGUGCCAGCCUUCUGCAGCCCAACGAGACCCUUGUCAUGACCGUAUCUCUGAUGGCCGACGGGCAGAACAAGAGACUUCUCCACCAGAGUUCUGACCAAGAGUUUCACCGCUGUUUCCAGUUUCAGGCCCCUCAUGUGAAGAGCGACAAAGUGCAGAACUUUAAGGUGGAGGUUCGAGGGGAAACAUUUCUAUCCACAGAGGAGAGAAGGGUCAUGAUCAAACCCUACAGCCCCAUGACGUUCAUCCAAACGGACAAACCAAUCUACAACCCAGGACAACCGGUGCAUUUUAGAGUCGUCACCUUGGAUACCCAUUUUAGCCCCGUCAAUCAGCUGUACAACAUUGUGGAACUUGAGGAUGUUAAUCACAACCGGAUUGGACAGUGGGUCAACACUACAUCCAGUGGCAGCAUUCUGCAGCUUUCUCACCCCCUGAACUCUGAAGCACCUGUAGGAUCCUAUACCAUUGUAGUGUGGAUUGGUGAAGAGAAAAUCUACCACAACUUCAAGGUAGAACAGUAUGUUUUGCCCAAGUUUGAGAUCCAAAUGAACCUCACGGACAAGAUCAGCGUUGUUCAGGAAGAGUAUGAAGUGAAAGUGUGUGCAAAGUGA
This is a messenger RNA of Salvelinus namaycush (lake trout), 726 nucleotides long. Its product is annotated as alpha-2-macroglobulin. Bases 1 to 726 code for a protein of 241 amino acids. Gene Ontology annotation, molecular function: endopeptidase inhibitor activity. The record is from RefSeq and is a predicted model, not a curated record. The transcript is spliced from 7 exons. Lineage: Eukaryota; Metazoa; Chordata; Actinopteri; Salmoniformes; Salmonidae.